AUGAACGACAGAUAUUCAAUUUUAUUUUAUUAUUUUGCUAAUGGCCGUAAUUUCAAUCACACUGCUUCUUUGUCUAAACUUUCCGGAAUGGCAAUCUUACAACUGCUACUGUUCUACCUUAUCACAGUGACUUCUGUCGUUUCGCAAAAUAUUCCAUGGCUACUCGGACCGAGCUACAAUAUUGAUCCAUUUGGAAAUCCUUUUGUGGGACAAAGGGACAAUGGCGUAUUCAUCUUCUGCAAUGGUUUAGGAUGUCCAGCGCGAGGAUGA
Messenger RNA from Haemonchus placei, 270 nucleotides. The record is from the annotation of a GenBank genome assembly. NCBI's taxonomy places the organism in Eukaryota, Metazoa, Nematoda, Chromadorea, Rhabditida, Trichostrongylidae.